Messenger RNA from Aspergillus heteromorphus CBS 117.55, 820 nucleotides. Its product is annotated as PRP38 family protein. Lineage: Eukaryota; Fungi; Ascomycota; Eurotiomycetes; Eurotiales; Aspergillaceae. The record is from RefSeq and is a predicted model, not a curated record. The transcript has 2 exons. The coding region runs from base 83 to 820 and encodes 245 amino acids. Gene Ontology annotation, cellular component: precatalytic spliceosome.
CAUAAUCACCCACCACUCUACCCAACCACCUCACCUCACCUCACCUCACCUCACCUCACCUCCUCUCCCCUCCCACCCAACCAUGACGAGCACCUCCCACCGCGCCGACGCGAGCACCUUCCUCGACAACCGGGGAUACACCGGCCCGCUGGUCCGCGGCGUGAACCCGCUCACGCUCUUCGAAAAGCCGGUGCGCGACCGCAUCACCGACUCCUACUACUGGAAAGAGCAAUGUUUCGGGCUGAACGCCGCGACACUGUGCGAUCGGGCGGUGGAAUUGACCUCCAUCGGGGGCGUGUACGGGGUGGCUGAGAAACCGUCGCCGUUUCUGUGUCUCGCGUUCAAGUUGCUGCAGCUUAGUCCGGACCGGGAUGUUAUUUUGGAGUAUUUGAAUUUUACAGACGACGAGGAUGAGGACGAGGAUGAGCGAGACCCCAACGCCAACGUGGUCAAAACGCGCGGCUCCUUCAAAUACCUGCGGGCGCUGGCGGCGUUCUACGUGCGACUGACCUUCGAGCCGGCGGAGGUGUACAAGACGCUGGAGCCGCUGUUGCUGGAUUACCGGAAGCUGAAGAGGCGGAUGCGGGAGUCGUUUACGCUCACGUACGUGGAUCAGUUUGUCGAUGAGCUGUUGACGAAGGAGAGAGUGUGCGGGACGAGUUUGUGGAAGUUGCCGGCAAGGCAGUUGCUGGAGGAUCUGGAUUUGUUGGAGGUGAGGGAGAGUCCCUUGCAGGAGGAGCUGGAGGAGAUGGAGAGGAGUGAUGAGGAUGGUGGGGAGGGGGGAUAUGAGGAAGGGGAGAGAGGGGAUGGGGAGGAUUGA